AAACUGUCACCAUCCCUAAUGUCGAGUCGUCAGAGUCCGUUUACGUGAGCGGUCGUGGAUUCGCUUAUAGCACACGGCUUAUCACAUAUUUUUUGUGAAGAAAAAAACCUUAAAAAACAAAAAAAAAAUUAAAAACAUAAAAAGUAACAAAAAAAAUUGUAAAAAGUAGCAAAAAAUUCGAGCAAGUGUUUAAGCGUAGACCCGAUCACCAAAUAUGGCCUCACUAUACGUCGGUGAUCUGCACCAGGAUAUCAACGAAGCUGGACUUUUUGAAAAGUUCUCGACUGCAGGUCCAGUUCUGUCCAUACGCGUCUGCCGCGAUGUGAUUACCCGUCGCUCAUUGGGUUAUGCCUACGUGAAUUUCCAGCAGCCAGCCGAUGCUGAACGUGCUCUGGACACAAUGAAUUUCGACUUGAUCCGCAACAAACCCAUUCGCAUAAUGUGGUCUCAGCGCGAUCCCUCCCUGCGCCGCUCAGGUGUUGGCAAUGUGUUCAUUAAGAACUUGGACAAGGGCAUCGACAACAAAGCCAUUUACGACACUUUCUCUGCUUUCGGCAAUAUCCUGAGCUGCAAGGUCGCCAUUGAUGAGAAGGGUAACUCCAAGGGCUAUGGCUUUGUCCAUUUCGAGACUGAGGAGGCAGCAAACAUGUCCAUCGACAGAGUCAACGGCAUGUUGCUCAACGGCAAGAAGGUGUACGUGGGCAAAUUCAUUCCCCGCAAGGAGCGCGAGAAGGAGCUGGGCGAGAAGGCCAAACUCUUCACCAACGUGUACGUGAAGAACUUCACCGAAGACUUUGAUGACGAGAAGCUCAAGGAAUUCUUUGAGCCAUACGGCAAGAUCACUAGCUACAAGGUCAUGUCCAAGGAAGAUGGUAAGAGCAAGGGCUUCGGGUUUGUGGCCUACGAAACCACAGAGGCUGCUGAAGCCGCCGUUCAGGCUCUCAACGGCAAGGAUAUGGGUGAGAGCAAGUCCCUGUAUGUGGCUCGUGCACAGAAAAAGGCUGAGCGCCAGCAGGAGCUCAAGCGUAAGUUUGAGGAGCUGAAGAAGAAGCGCCACGACUCUGUCUUCGGUGUCAACUUGUAUGUCAAGAACUUGGACGACACAAUUGAUGACGAGCGUCUGCGCAAGGAUUUCUCCAUGUAUGGAACAAUUACCUCGGCCAAGGUCAUGACCGACGAAGAGGGCCGCUCCAAGGGCUUCGGGUUCGUCUGCUUCAUUUCACCCAAUGAGGCCACAUGCGCUGUGACAGAACUGAAUGGCCGCGUCAUCGGCAGCAAGCCUCUGUACGUGGCCCUGGCCCAGAGGAAGGAGGAGCGCAAGGCUCACCUCGCAUCGCAGUACAUGCGCCACAUGACCGGCAUGCGGAUGCAGCAGCUUGGACAGAUGUUCCAGCCCAACACCACUGGCGGGUUCUUUGUUCCGACCAUACCUCCGAGCCAGCGCUUCUUCGGUCCCCAGAUGACCACCCAAAUGCGUAACGCCCCUCGCUGGGCUCCUCAGGUGCGUCCAGCUGCCACCGUGCAGAGCGUGCAGGCCGGCGCUGCCGCCGCCGCUGCUGGAGGCUUCCAGGGUGCAGCCGGAGCGGUGCCCACACAGUUCCGUUCGGCUGCAGCCGGUGCACGUGGUGCCCAGCCACAGCAGGUGCAGGGCACGCAUGCCGCCGCUGCUGCCGCGGCUGCAAACAACAUGCGCAACACUGGAGCCAGAGCCAUCACCGGCCAGCAGACAGCUGCUGCCCCCAACUUGCAAAUCGCUGGUGCCCAGAUCGCUGGCGGUGCCCAGCAGCGUGCACCCAGCUACAAGUACACAUCGAACAUGCGCAAUCCCCCUGUGCAGCAGAUGCAGCAGGCGCAGCCCAUGCCGCAGCAGUUGCAGGGCAAGAACUCUGAGAAGCUCAUUGCCUCAUUGUUGGCUAAUGCCAAUCCCCAGGAGCAGAAACAGAUCCUGGGCGAGCGUCUGUACCCGAUGAUUGAGCGCAUGCACGCAGCCCUGGCCGGAAAGAUCACUGGCAUGUUGCUGGAGAUUGAGAACUCUGAGCUAUUGCACAUGUUGGAGGAUAAGGAGGCCCUCAAGGCCAAGGUGGAGGAAGCCGUGGCCGUGCUCCAGGUGCAUCGCGUUAGCGAGCCCGCCAACUAAGCUCGAGCCACAAAAGCGGAUGAAAAUUUUACACAGAACACUCGACACCCAAAAAAUUUUCCUCUUUACUUUCAAUUCAUUAACAACAACAAUUCGCAUUCAAUAAUUCUCGUGCAAAGAAUGCACGGCUUCCAAGGACAAAAAAUGAACACACAGAACAACUUAUGGGUUGGAACGUCGCAAAGAGUUACAGCCUUUUUUCUCAAUCCCAGAAACCACUUAAAAGAAUCAUUUAAUUUCGAACGCAUUUACGCAAGUACACGAAGAAAAAGGAAGAAAAGCAGAAAGCAAGAAACACGUAUUCCGCAAAUCGAUUUGAAUAUCCCCAAAUCAAUUUUUGCAAUUUUAUAGAAAAACAAAGAAGAAGAAAAGAGAACAAAAUGCGAAUUGAACAUUUAUUUUUUGGCAUUGCUUAAAUUGUUUCAAUUUUAUUCUGUAUAUGCGUAAAAAAAUAAAUGAAAAAUAAACACAAUUCAAGCAAAAAGAUUGUGGCAGACUAGUCGGAUACGAUACGUGUGAAAAUUCAGACCAGUUUCUAGCUUUUUCAAAACCUUUUUUGUCGUACACUUUUUCGUCCACACUUUUCAACAACAACAACAACACGAAAGCGAAAUGUAUUUUUUUUUCUUUAUUUCUCAAUCAAAAAUCAAAACUUUAAAAAAGCUUUGUGUUUAGAAAAUGCGAGAUAAGCAAAGCGAGAGAUCCACACACACUUUUAAAAAAGUAAAGAAAAACAACACAAAAAAAUUGCAAAAAAUGUUAAAAUAAAAAACGAAAAAAUGUGAAAGAAAACUGCGAGCAGAACAGAACAGAAAUGUAAAGAAAGAAGCGCAGAAAAGGGAAAAACGCAAGCCGCAAGAAUAUGAGAGUCAAGUUUUUGCUACUUUAAAAAAGAUAGAAAAAUACAAAUACCAACAGCAGAGAAGAGAGAACAUAUGUUGAAAAAUGAACGCGACACGUAUAAAACAAGUGGAAAAACCAACAAAAAAAUUGCAAAACUAUGUAAAAGCACAAAAAAAGAAAAUAUAUAUACACACAAACACAAACCAACACACACACAAACACACAUAUUAAAACAAAACAUAUACGGAAACAAAAAACAAAGAAAAAUAAACAAGAAAAGCGCUAAAGCGCAACCCCCGUACGGAGGGAGAGCAUACUGAUGGGGAUGAAAGAGACUACAAGUAGAAGUAGAGGAAAAAUAAAUCCAUUGCAAGCCGGAUUUUGUGUUUAUCCGAGAAAAGGGGACCCCCCCACCCACACCAUACACCUUUAUUACAAUUUGCAAAAAAUAUUUAACGAACGAAAACGGGCCAGGCGAUCGAAAAUGUCCCUAAUUGCGUUCAGACUUCUGUUAUAGCGAGAAAAAAGAUUAUUGAAUAUAAAUAAAUACUGUUUUUACACCAUUCAUACGAUAUAUUAAAGCAAACAGAUAGGUCACCACGCCUCCAAGUGUCUGUCGGGGAUGUGAAAUUCAUAUUUUUUUAUUAAACAAACUAAAAACAAAAAAUCUUUGAAAAAAUUGCAAAAUACAAAAAACAUUUAUACGCAAUAAAUGCAAAAUAUUUAAAAAACGCAAACAACAAAACCAAGAACAAGAAAGGAAAACGAACUAUAAAAAAAACCCAAAAAUCCGAACUGGAGGAUAUUUCAGAGAUUUGCUGAAGAUUGAAGUAAUCCAAAUUGCGAGAUGGAACUCUUUUACUUUUCACAAAAAGCAAACCACACAAUUAUAUAUAUAGCAGAUAUAUAUGUAUUCAAGCGAUAUAAACCACAAUUUGUAUAAUUCAGAAAAUAGAAUUGUUAAAAUUUGAAGCAAUCCCAGAAAAAUGUAAUAGUCGCCAGAGAGCAAAAUUCAGUAAAGAGAAAAACCUUUGUACACCCAAAUUUAAUUACAAUAAAAUUCCACUUCGGCAAAAAA
Molecule: messenger RNA, 4058 nt
Organism: Drosophila pseudoobscura
Lineage: Eukaryota; Metazoa; Arthropoda; Insecta; Diptera; Drosophilidae
Gene: pAbp
Product: poly(A) binding protein
Exons: 6
Coding region: 215-2137 (640 amino acids)
Cellular component (GO): ribonucleoprotein complex; nucleus; cytosol
Molecular function (GO): poly(A) binding; mRNA 3'-UTR binding; poly(U) RNA binding
Source: RefSeq, a predicted model, not a curated record